AAUACAGUAGUUACACAUCCCAGUGUUCUACUUGGUAAAUCAGAAAGCCAUUGAUUUUCAUUUGAUUGUUUUCUAGAUUCCAACGGUGAACCACUGUGUCUGAUCAGUUCCUCUGUGGAGUCAGGUGCUGACCUCCUCAAAGUGGAAUACUUCAAGGCUGACAGAAACAGGCCAAACUUUGCCACUGUUCACAAGAAUACUGAGCAGAUGAUCAACGUGACCUUCACCUCCCUGGAUCUACUGCUUCACACGGAGGCUCUCCUCUCCACCAUAGACUUCCUGUCUUCUGCCCUGUCCUCCGGCAGCCUGCCCCCCUCACCAGAGGAGCCUAAGCAGAAGUCUGAGGAGAGCAGCAGGGCCAUCUCCGCCAAGUCAACGGCUCUAGGUUCUCCGUCGGACGGUGACGUCGUCGACCUGAAGGUGAUGAUGCGGCUGGGGGCGUUCAACGUCCUAGUGUGUGAUCAGAACUGCAACAUGGCUGACAUCAAGAUACAAGGUUUCAAUGGAUCCCUCCUGAUGCAAGGGCCUCAAACCCACAUCUCUGCCCGCCUUCGGGAUUUCAUCGUCAUUAAUGUUGACCCAAAAAGUAUUCACAAAAAGGCCAUCUCUAUCGUAGGAGACGAGGUGUUUAGUUUCAGUAUGAGUCUGACCCCCAAGGCCACAGAGGGAGCCGGCUACGCAGACACCUCCAAGACAGACGGGAAGGUCCAGCUCAACGUGGGCUGUGUCCAAGUCGUCUACCUCCACAAGUUUGUCAUGUCUUUGCUGAAUUUCAGCAACAACUUCCAGACGGCCAAAGAGGCGUUGAGUGUGGCCACGGCCCAGGCAGCAGAGAAGGCGGCCUCCAGCAUCAGGGACUUUGCCCAGAAGAGCUUCCGUCUCUCCAUGGACGUCAGGCUGAAGGCCCCUCUCAUCAUCAUCCCUCAGUCCUCCACCUCACACAAUGCACUGGAGGUGGACCUGGGGCUCAUCACCGUGGGCAACAGCUUCUCUCUUCUUGCCGUGGAGGGAUGUCCACUUCCUGCUGUCAUUGACCACAUGGACGUACAGCUCACACAGCUCAAACUGUCCAGGAUUUACAUGGAAAAAGACUCUCAGCCCAGUACUGAGCUGCUGGAGCCUGUCAACCUGCUCCUAACAGUGAAGAGGAACCUGGCUGCAGCAUGGUACCAGAAGAUGGCCGCCGUAGAGGUAGAGGGAGACCUCAAGCCCAUGAAGGUUGCCCUGAGUCAGGACGACCUAACAGUUCUGUUGAGGAUCCUGAUGGAGAACAUUGGAGAAGCCAGCGGUCUGCCGCCAGACCAACACACCAGCCCCGACGCGACAGCCCUGACGCACAAGACCACGCCGAUGCUCAAAACAGACUACGCCAAAGACGGUGUAGAGAACACGGUUGAACUUCCAGAACGACAGGAAGAAGAGGAACCCCUGGAAACCAUGACGUUUAUCUUCAACAUAGAGUCCCUGGGACUGGUCCUGUACAGCAAUGACCCAAAACAGGUAACGGCUGUGUCUCAACACCAGGAGAGGCUGUGUCUGGGGGAGUUGACCUUUCACCUGAUGAAGGCUUCAGGGAAGAUGUUUAAUAACGGGUCCAUGGAGGUCUCUACCAUCCUCACAGCCUGCACCCUGGACGACAUGAGGACAGGCGUACAGAGAGUUACCUCACGGAUGCUGGGUAAGCGUCAACUAGGCUGUCGAGUUCUCUCCUCUGCAAGCCAUGAUAGACGUGGCGUACACGCAGAGGCCGGCGAGCGCCAGGUGGUGGCGGUGGUACAGAAGCUCCAUCUGUGCGCCAGCGCCGAGUUUCUCAUGGCAGUGGCAGACUUCUUCAUCCAGGCCCUGCCCCAGAGCUCUGCCCAGGACGUGCCCACUAACACCAAGCUAGCCCUGCCAGGCCUGGCCAAGACCUCCCAGCUACCCCAGCUUCGGGAUAGAGCCAACACUGACCCCAGAACAGGCUCCAGUCCCAGGACCAAGCUGCGUGCGGUCAUACUAGACCCAGAGGUGGUGUUUGUGGCUAACCUGAUGAGAGCUGACGCUCCGGCGCUGGUUGCCUCCUUCCAAUGUGACUUCAGUCUGAUGCUAGAGCCUGGGGGAGGGCCCCCUGGGGGAGGGCCCCCUGGGGGAGGCCCCGGGGCCCCUGGGAGACAAAGCAUGACGGCCAACCUCAGAGAGCUCAAAGUUCUGGCCUGUCCCUUCAUCAGGACCAAUGAGACCAAGGUGGUCACUACGGUGCUACGUCCGUGUUCUGUCUUCCUGGAAACCAAAACCCACCCCAACCAACCCGUUUCCGGCUGUGUGACUGUGGAGGAAGUCAUUAUCAAA
Messenger RNA from Oncorhynchus keta (chum salmon), 2328 nucleotides. Its product is annotated as intermembrane lipid transfer protein VPS13C-like. The annotation marks the transcript as partial. Lineage: Eukaryota; Metazoa; Chordata; Actinopteri; Salmoniformes; Salmonidae. The transcript has 14 exons. Gene Ontology annotation, cellular component: extrinsic component of membrane. Gene Ontology annotation, biological process: mitochondrion organization; protein targeting to vacuole; protein retention in Golgi apparatus. The record is from RefSeq and is a predicted model, not a curated record.